AUGAAUGGCCGGAACAUGGAGGAGGUGCCAUUCGAAAGAAUCAAGACCCGGCGGAGGAAGGGUCACUGCCCGGCCGGCUCGCCCCUGGGCGCCAUCGCCUGUGAGGACGAGUUCAACAGCCCGGAGCUGGAGGCUCUCUUCCAGAACUACAACCUGAAGCUAGAGCAGACCGCCACGCUCAAGGCGCUCGCGGUGCUCAUCGUGGCCGCGUCGUCGCUGUCCCUGGUGGAGCUGCUGUCCAGCCCGCGGCUCACCCUGUCCAAGGGCUCGUACCCGGUGCACUGCGUGGUCUUCCUGUCGCUCUUCAUCGUCACCAACGUCAAGUACCUGCAGGUGACGCAGCUGCAGCAGAUCGCGAAGCUGGCCCUGCUGUUCAGCUUCACCUUCGCGCUGCUCUGCUGCCCGUUCCCGCUGGCGCUCGGCACCGCGGAGCUGCUGAGCGCCGCGGCCCCGGAGCAAGGCGUGUGGCAGCUUAUGCUGGUCACCCUCGUGGCAUACGUGCUGCUGCCGGUGCGGACGCUGCUGGCUGUGCUGUUCGGGGUGAUGCUGGCUACGUCUCACUUCAUUGUCAUCGCGACGUCGUUCACGGGAAGGAAGCAGAAGAUGUGGAGACCGCUGGUGGCCAACGCGGUGCUGUUCGCCAGCGUCAACUUGUCGGGGGUGUUUGUGAGGAUUCUCACCGAGCGCACCCAGAGGAAAGUCUUCCUGCAAGCCCGCGACUGCAUCGAAGAGAGGCUGAAACUGGAGGACGAGAAUGAGAAGCAGGAGCGUCUGCUAAUGAGCCUACUGCCCAGGAAUGUUGCCAUGGAGAUGAAGGAGGACUUUUUGAAGCCGCCUGAGCGAAUCUUUCACAAGAUCUACAUCCAACGUCACGACAAUGUCAGCAUCCUGUUUGCAGACAUUGUGGGUUUCACCAGCUUGGCUUCUCAGUGUACUGCUCAGGAACUGGUCAAACUGCUCAACGAACUCUUUGGGAAGUUUGAUGAGCUGGCUACAGAGAAUCACUGCAGGCGGAUCAAGAUCCUUGGGGACUGUUACUACUGUGUGUCAGGACUGACCCAACCCAAGGCGGACCACGCCCACUGCUGUGUGGAGAUGGGACUGGACAUGAUUGACACGAUCGCGUCGGUGGUGGAGGCGACAGAAGUGGAUUUGAACAUGCGUGUUGGUCUGCACACAGGACGGGUGCUGUGUGGCGUUCUGGGCCUUAGGAAGUGGCAGUAUGAUGUCUGGUCAAACGAUGUCACACUGGCAAACAUGAUGGAGGCCGGAGGGCUGCCUGGCAAGGUGCACAUCACCAGGACCACCCUGGAGUGUUUGAAUGGAGACUACGAGGUGGAGCCGGGCUUCGGCCACGAGAGACACGCCUUCCUUCAGAAACAUCACAUAGAGACAUUUUUCAUCGUGCCAUCACACAGACGCAAAAUCUUUCCCGGUCUUAUUCUGUCAGACAUCAAACCAGCCAAGAGGAUGAAGUUCAAGACGGUGUGCUACCUGCUGGUGCAGCUGAUGCACUGUAGGAAGAUGUUCAAGGCCGAGAUCCCCUUCUCCAACGUCAUGAGCUGUGACGAUGACGACAAGCGGAGAGCCCUGCGGACUGCGUCGGAGAAGCUGAGGAGUCGAACGUCCUUUUCCACCACCGCCACCGUGCAGCACUCACCAGGAACGCGAGUCAACCGCUACAUCGGGCGGCUCAUCGAAGCACGGCAGACCGAGUCCGACACAACAGACCUCAACUACGUCACCCUGUUCUACACGAGCAGAGACAGGGAGCGCCAGUACCACCAGGUGUCUGACGACCAUUUCAUCAGCGCGGUGGUUCUCUCUCUGAUCCUCGCCGCUCUGUUUGGCCUUAUCUAUUUGCUAAUGAUCCCACAGGGGAUGCUGGUGCUGUUGCUGCUGGUGCUGUGUGUGUGUUUCCACGCCGCCUGUGUCAUGUACCUGCAUCUCACCAGCGUUCAGUGCCAACCAGGCUGCCUCUCCAUCCAGAUCCGAACCGUGCUGUGUGUCUUCCUCGUUCUGCUCACCUACUCUGUUACUCAGGCCUGUGUGGUGGGAUGUGUUCCUUGGGCGAGAGUUGGGACAAACUCCAGUCUCUCAGCGGACGACGGCCCCGCAGACGCGUACAACAGCACCGCGGCGGACAGAGCUUGUUCCAACAUGGCGUACGCUUUGCUGUCCUGCGUGGCCGGCACCCUCACUCUUGUCCCCUACCUCCGGGUCUCCUCGCUCCCCAAGAUCCUCCUGCUCCUCCUCCUCUCUGUCACCUACACUGUCGUCAUGGAGACCAGCGGCUAUCGCCAAGCUGUGGGAGGAGGGUUUCUCCACACAGGGGGGUAUGAUCCUGUGUUGGCUGCCUUGCUGUUUUCUGGAGCUCUGGCUCUGCAUUCAAGACAGCUGGACCUGAAGAUGCGGCUCGACUAUCUCUGGGCUACUCAGGCGGAGGAGGACAGAUGCGACAUGGAGAAGGUGAAGCUGGACAACAAGAGGAUCCUGUUUAACCUGCUGCCGGCUCAUGUGGCUCAGCACUUCCUCAUGUCAAACCCCAGGAACAUGGACCUGUACUACCAGUCCUACGCUCAGGUCGGAGUGUUGUUCGCCUCCAUCGCCAACUUCAACGACUUUUACAUUGAGUUGGACGGGAACAACAUGGGCGUCGAGUGUCUCAGGCUGCUCAAUGAGAUCAUUGCCGACUUUGAUGAGCUUAUGGACAAAGAGUGCUACAGGGAUAUUGAGAAAAUCAAGACUAUUGGCAGUACAUACAUGGCUGCAGUAGGGCUGGUUCCUACAACUGCCUCCAAGGCGAAGAAGUCCACCACCUCACAUUUAUGCACAGUGUCAGAUUUUGCCAUUGAUAUGUUUGACGUCCUGGAUGCCAUCAACUACCAGUCUUACAAUGACUUUGUCCUGAGAGUAGGUAUCAAUGUGGGACCAGUGGUGGCAGGAGUGAUUGGAGCCAGAAGACCUCAGUAUGACAUCUGGGGAAACACAGUGAACGUAGCCAGCAGGAUGGACAGUACCGGGGUACAAGGAAAGAUCCAGGUGACAGAGGAGGUUCACCGUCUCCUCACAGACCACUACAACUUUGUGUGCCGGGGCCAGGUCAGCGUGAAGGGCAAAGGUCAGAUGCUCACAUACUUCCUGGAAGGGCGCACGCACGGCAGCAGACCGCCUCAAAUCCAGCAGCAGCCUGGCAACGGCGAGCGGCGGUUCAGCGCGUUCACCCAGGGCAGCGUUUGCACCAGGCUGAGCCCCGCCCCCACCGUGACCACCUACGCUACGGCCAGGACCCCGAGCCCGAGCACGGCCAAACCAACCACUUCCUCCAGCGCCACCAGGUACCUGCCCUCUGUCCCCACGGCAACGGUGUGA
This is a messenger RNA of Perca flavescens (yellow perch), 3372 nucleotides long. RefSeq names its product adenylate cyclase type 1. Gene Ontology annotation, molecular function: adenylate cyclase activity. The record is from RefSeq and is a predicted model, not a curated record. Lineage: Eukaryota; Metazoa; Chordata; Actinopteri; Perciformes; Percidae. The transcript has 20 exons. The coding region runs from base 1 to 3372 and encodes 1123 amino acids. Gene Ontology annotation, biological process: cAMP biosynthetic process; adenylate cyclase-activating G protein-coupled receptor signaling pathway; intracellular signal transduction. Gene Ontology annotation, cellular component: plasma membrane.